AUGAAUAGAGAAAACCAGCCUCUUCUCCUGAAGGGACGACGAGGCGACAAGCAAUUCGCCAGAAAGAUUGACAAAGCGUGCAUCAUCGCCGGCUAUUUCAACGACUUGCUUCUGUUCGGUGGACUCUUAAUAGGCGGCUACUUGCCAAUUCUGGCCCCAACUACCAGCGUUGACGAUGUCCUCGAGCAUUACCGAAAGUGGGAGAGGGGCAUACAGAUAUGCGGUACCAUGUGGGUUUUCUCUGGGAUCACCUACCCGUUCUUCGCCUCCGCAGUCUCGAAGCAGCUGAAGCGCAUUCCUGGCAUCAACCCAACACUUGUUACUGCCUGGAAUAUGGCAAGCAUGGCGGUGACCAUGCUGGUACUUAUUCCGGGGCUCUUUAUGUGCCAGGCUGCAUAUCGCCUCGAUCGGAGCCCGGCCGUGACAUCGAUGCUGCACGACAUCAUUAUCAUAUACAUCGUUGUCCCGUUCACCCCCUUGGCGGUCCAGGGGUGGCUUGUCGCCCUCGCGGUCUAUCAGGAUUAUGCUGGAGACAGAGAUCCGUCUCCAUCUCGACAUCUUUUCCCACGAUGGGUUGGCUGGUUCAGCCUGAUCGCGCCUAUUCUGAUGAUCCCAGCCUGUGCGGCUCACUUUGUCUAUAGUGGCCCCCUGGCGUGGAAUGGCGUCCUGGCGUUCUGGAUUCCUGCUAUAUCUUUUGGGAUCCAGGUCAACGUCAUGAGCUACGCAUCUUUCUCUGUGAUCGACAAGGAGCUGGAUCAUGAACAAGAGAGCCUCGAAGAUUAA
Molecule: messenger RNA, 783 nt
Organism: Thyridium curvatum
Lineage: Eukaryota; Fungi; Ascomycota; Sordariomycetes; Thyridiales; Thyridiaceae
Exons: 1
Coding region: 1-783 (260 amino acids)
Source: RefSeq, a predicted model, not a curated record